Messenger RNA from Harmonia axyridis, 4180 nucleotides. RefSeq names its product dnaJ homolog subfamily C member 10-like. NCBI's taxonomy places the organism in Eukaryota, Metazoa, Arthropoda, Insecta, Coleoptera, Coccinellidae. The record is from RefSeq and is a predicted model, not a curated record. Bases 210 to 2540 code for a protein of 776 amino acids. The transcript is spliced from 12 exons.
CCUAAAUUUAAAACGAUUAUGACCGUGGGUGUUUUCUUUUGAUUGGAAGGUUUAAAUCCUAAGAUAUGAUGUGGCGAACACUUGUUUCCGUAAAGAUAAAAGUAAAAUAAUUCUUCUAGGAUAAAAAAAUAUGAGUUGGCAAUUUUUUAACGCAAGAAAUAUUUUACAUAUAUUCUAAUAAAAAAAUAUAAUUAGUUGGAUACUUAAAAAUGAAGAUAAAUAUUUAUAUGCUCACCAUUGCUAUUUGGUGCUUAUGUUAUGUCCGUAGUGGUGAACCUGAUUUCUAUGAACUGCUUGGUAUAUCGAGGGAUGCAAAUAUCCAAGAAAUAAGAAAAGCUUUCAAAAAAAUUGCUGUGAAGAUGCAUCCUGAUAAGAAUACUGAUGAUCCAAAGGCACAUGAAAAUUUCUUGAAAUUCACUAGGGCAUAUGAAGUACUCAAAGAACCAGAAACAAGGAAACAUUACGAUUUAUAUGGAGAUACAGGAUCUGAUUUGAAUGAUGAAAAACAUUAUCAUAGUUAUUCCUAUUAUAAGAAUGACUUUGGUAUUUACGAUGAUGAUCCCAUCAUUGUGACUUUGAGUAGAUCUGAUUAUGAGGUGAACAUACUGGAUGAUGCACAGAUGUGGUUUGUCAAUUUUUAUUCUCCUCAAUGCCAUCACUGCCACGAAUUAGCACCUACUUGGCGUAAAAUAGCCAAAGAAUUCCAAGGAACCAUUAGAAUUGCUGCUGUCAAUUGUGAAGAUGAUUGGUCUCUUUGUUACCAACUGGGUAUUUCUUCUUACCCAACUCUAAUGUUCUAUGAGAAACAAGCGAACCUACAAGAAGGAGAAAGAUAUAAAGGAUACAGAAAUUUCGAAGAAAUUGAAAAUUUCAUUCUCACAAAGAUUCCUUCGAAAAUUACCAUUUUAACUCCAGAAACUUGGCAGCAGAAACAAAAUGAGCAUUCACAGUGGCUUCUCUUUAUGUGUUCAGAAAAUACAGAUUGUAUAGAAAGCAAAACUCAAAUCAAAUUAGCUGCUGCACUAGAAGGACUAGUUGCCGCAGGCGUAAUUCUAGAUGAUAAUUUGGCAGAAAAAAUCGAUAAGACAUUCAAAGACAAUAGAAUUAUUUAUUGGAAAAAAGAAGAUUCUAACAGCAUUAAAAAAAUUGACGGAUCAGAUUUUAUAGAAUUGAUGGAGAACAUAUUGAAUCUUCUUCCAGGGCCACAACUUAUUGACGAAGUUCAUUUCAAAGAGAUCAGAAAUCACUUGAGGGAAGGUGCUACUACUCCCUGGUUAUUGUGCUUCCAUGUUGGAUCUGCGACUGACUUAGAUUUACAAUUGAAACAUCUUCCAUCAUUGCUCACAAAUAUAAAUGUAGGUUUAGUGCAUUGUGCUCAGAGUAGUUCGCUCUGCUCAGAAUUACAUAUCUCCAGAUACCCUGUUUGGGGUACUCUCAAAGUUGGAGGAGCUUUUGAAAUACACCAUGGCAGGGAUGUUAUGCAUGACAUUGUAUCUUUCGCUCGCGAUAGUGUCAGAUCAACAAACUUACGGGCCCUGACACCUGACGAUUUUGAACAAAUAAGGAGAGAAGAUGGAAUAUGGUUCAUAGAUUGGUUUGCGCCUUGGUGUCCUCCUUGUAAAAAACUCCUUCCAGAGUUGAGAAGGGCCAGUCAACAUUUUGAUAAGAAUACAGUUCAGUUUGGAACUAUAGACUGUACCCUUCAUCGAAGUCUCUGUACUAGGGAAGGCAUAUCAGCAUAUCCUACUACAAUUCUCUAUAAUGGUUCUAAAAUUGAGCGAUUUCAUGGUGUACCAAAUGAGGAUGGAAUUGUUGGUUUUAUAGAAGAUGCCAUAAACUCUAAAGUUAUUUCCCUUGAUGAUUCUUCUUUUGUACAAUUAAUGAGAAAGCCUGUUGAUGAAAUUUGGUUUGUUGAUUUCUUUGCACCCUGGUGUGGUCCAUGUCAAAAAUUAUCCUUGAUAUGGAGAAAAUUGGCCAAACAGAUGUCUGAGUUCCCUCAGUUGAAAAUGGCUCAAAUUGACUGUGUUUCUAAUGCUGCCUUAUGUUCAUCACAAAAUAUAAGGGCCUAUCCAACUUUGAGACUCUUUCCUCUUGGCAGUAAAGGACUCAAUAGUGUUAUCUUCUAUACUGGCAACUGGGAAUUAGUAACACUAAAACGGUGGCUUCUGUCCUUGAUACCGUCAAAUGUUAGAGAACUCAACGAAAAUGAAUUCAAACAAGAGGUGUUAAGAGGAAAAUUGAAAAAACCAUGGCUAGUAGAUUUCUUUGCACCAUGGUGUGGCCAUUGUACGCAUUUUGACCCAGAAUUCAGAGAAGUUGCUAAGGAACUUGAGGGGUACGUCAAUUGUGGAAAAGUGGACUGUCAAGCUGAAAAUAAUUUAUGUCAAAGUCUGCAUAUUAAUGCGUACCCUAGUGUUUUCCUAUUCAUUUCUGAUUCACUAAAGUAUGAAAUUUCUGUCAGGAAUACCGAUGAGAUAAUAAAAAAAGUAACUUUAUUAGUUGAUCAUUAUACAAAUAAGGAAAGCCAUGAUGAGCUUUAAAUAGUUGUUAUAUUGUAUGAAUCUCACUUUAUAUUUUUAAGGAAUCACCCCAAAGACUAAUUUUUACAUUAUUUUAUUCAAUUCGCUCCCUUGAGGUAGGUAACUUUUUUGUGGAUAUUCUAAUACACAAUGUAAUAAUAUCCAAGUGUUACUUUUAAAAGCAAAUUAUUGAUUGCCAUAUGGAAGGUGCUACUUUCUAAAAUGAAUGUUCCUUCUAAAAAUAUUCUAGAGAAGUAUGUUUAUUAGGUUUGAAACAGCCUAUCCUAACUUUUAUUGAUAAACAUUUAUACAAGAAUCUCAUAAUAUUUCUCUAUUGUAUUGUAUAAUUGAUCUGCGCUUAAUGAUUAAAAUAAUUUUAAUUUUAAAAUGCAGCUUUGUAUGUUUGUAAUAAAAACCUGUAAUUUUCAAUUUUUACAUGUAUAUUCAGUAAUCUUUCACAUCUAAUUUUUUAUGUGAUAAUUUAAAAUUAAGCAUACUUUUUAUUAUAACAAUUUUAAUUCCCCAAAGUGAAUGAAACUACUUAUUUUAUACAUUAUUUCAUGUAACUGCAAGAUUUAAGAUGAAAUAAAAUCAUAAACAUAAACAAGAAAAUAUUAAUUUGAAAAAUUAAAGUAAUUCAUUCCAUACAUUCAUUAUGUUCUUAAAUAUGAAAUUCUUUAGUUUCUUCCCACAUUCAAUGUGAUUCAUUUAUGCUAACCAUGUUUAGCAUUGAAAUGAAUAAAACCAAAAGUAUUUUUCUUUUCAAUGCUAAACAUGGUCAUCAUAAAUGCAAGAAUAUACAGUGUCACAUUAUAAGGGAAAUAGAUCUUUUCGGUUAGAAUAAUUAAGAUUUUGGAAAAUCGCUCGGACCCGUCAAUUUUGUGCUUGAGGUGUUUUUAAGAGGUGAUGAUACCACGUGAUUUUUACCGCACCUGUCAAAGUUUACCUAUUCAGCUUCCCCCAGCCCUUCUGAGAAGCCGUCACUUUUCUGAAUGAAUGGAGCAAUCUCAAACUUUCUUCUGAUUUUCCGUCCUUUUCUACCAUAUGUAAGAAUUCAGAUACGUUUGACGGCAUUAAAUUCUUACACGCCAGCCAAUGAAUACCCAGCGAACUGAAAAAAUGUUGUUGGAACAUUUGGCAAUGUAUCAUAUAAUUCCUCUACGUGACAACCCCAUCGCUUAAAUUUAUAUAGUGACGAUGGGUUGAGCCAUAUGUUGUUGAAAAAGUCUUCCUCUUGAAUAUGACAGAAAAUUUUUUCAGGAUCUAAUCAAUCAUUUAUAUAAUAUCUGACUGAAAAUCAACAUCUCCCAAGUUACCUUGAAAAUCCUUUUUCAACAUAUCAUCACACAACCCAUAUUGCCUAUUCCAAUUUGAAGGGGAUGGAAUGAUCUGGUUUUUAUGAGGAAAAAUGUCCCCUCAAGUACAAAAUUGAUGGGUUCAUGUGAUUUUCUAACAUUUUAAUAUUUCAACCAGAAAAGACUUCUGUGUUUUUUCAAUGUGACACCUUGUAUAUAUAUAUAUAUGUUAAUAUCCCAAAAAACUGUUCCAGAAUAACAACAGAAAUGAUUUCCUGAAAAUGAAAGUAUAUUUUCUCUUGGAAAAUAUAAUGUAAUGACUCGAUUUUAUAAAUCAUAUCUGUAAAUUAAAGAAAUAACAUUUAA